CCUAUUGGCAGCCAAGAGCAGAACCACUGUGUUGCCCAGGCUCCUUUUUGAGACUCCAGGCAAAGUAAUUCUCGGCUAGGAAUGCCAGAUCCUCCACCAUUUUCUUGCAGAGCUCGGCUGCAAAGCAUACGCAGAACACAAACUAAAAUUCAGGGUCUUUCCUGCUAUUUCCUUUCACUUCAAGACAUUCACCAGCAUGUGGCCUGCACCACGACGAACAGCGAGUGGUGACUGAAGGAAUGCUUUCUUCCUGUGUCCCUGGGGUCCCCCGCAGUUUCCCUGUAGAACAGAGUUGCUCAGUCUCAGACUUACUGAGACAUUGAAUGGGAUGGUUCUUUGUUGGGAUUUUCCUGUGCACUGUAGGUGUAGGAUGUGUAGCAGCAUCUGUGGCCACAACCCAUCCAUCCGCAUGUGCAAGUUGUUAAAAAUAGUCCAAAGUCAAUGAAAUUGUAACCUGAGGGUUUUUUUCUGAGCAGUUAUUUUAUAUACACUGGAGACCAUUCGUCGUGAUUCCAGAAAAAGCAAAUGACUUGAAGAAGCUAGAACGUAAUGAUGCUUAAGAAGAGAAGAGGAGGGAGCAAUAGAGAGAUCAACCAUGGUCUAAUCUUAAUGUAUUUGAACACUGCCCUGCCCCUUUUCCUGAGCUCAACUCAUAUCAGGUCACAAAAUGAUGCUGGCCCUCCAGCCAGUUAUAUCUUGUUAAAUUCAAGUUUGGUAAACCUGGCUUCUAACAGGAAAUAAAGGAUUUACAACUUGGGUGGAAGAAAAACGGCUGAAGGAUUAAAUUGGGUCCAGGAUUAUCUAAAAGUGAAUAUUUGCUUUUGUGGGUAAGGAAGCCCACGAAUCACAACAAGAUAUCUACUCCCAGUUUCAUGCUCUGACACCACUAAGUGCCCGCCCCCCACCCCAUCCCCCAACUGGGACCAUCAGAAAUGUCUGCAGAUAGUGCCCAAUGUCCCCUGGAGCACCACAGUAGGUCACUAUUGGGAAUCACUGUCCUGCAAAUGCCAACCCCAUUAUCAAUGUAAUUCAGAGCAAAGCUUUUAGAUGUAAUGGAAAACUGAAAACAACAACAAAAAACCCAGUAGCUUGAGCAAACGAGUUUAUUUUCCUGAAUACAUCCAAGCAGUGCAUCUGCAUUGUAUGCAGUACCAAGGGGGAAGGUUUAGUCUUGUCUCUCUCCUGGCCUUCUACUCCAUUCGGACUCUCAGCAGCCCAACAGGACAGGGUAGGACUGCCCCUGUGGGUUUCCAAGACUAACUCUUUCUGAGAGGAGAAGCCUCAUCUUCCUCGGAGUCUUCUCUCUAGACUUAAAAAGCAUAACGUGGGAAGGGCCCCUCUUCUCCCAGAUUUUUUUCUGACACGCUCAUGUAUGUAGCAGGGUAGGUUGCACAUUGGUCUGCUAACUCCAGUUGGCACCCACUGGCCGAGUGUGGGAGUCAGACGAGGCUGCGUGUUCCCAUGAAGAAGCCCUCGGGCGCGGCUCUGCUCUGUCUGCGGUCCUUUGGCUGCUGUGAGUCGAUGACAGCGGCUGUUUGUUUUACUUCUAAGAGAACCUAGAGACUUGGGUAAGUUAGGGUUCUAAGUUCUACAGCAGCACUGCCCAAAAGAUCUUUCUAUGAUGCUGGCAUUGCUAUUUGCCCUAAUAGGCUGUCCAACCACGCAAGCUAAACUGUUGAAAUGUGACCACCAUGGAUAAGAACAGAAUUUCUAAUCAUAUUUAAAGAUCAACACACUUAUAUGGCUAAUAGCUCACAUAUUGAACAGCCACAGACGAGGACGGGACACUGGGAGAUCAAGGGCCUUGCCUGUGGUCACGUCCCUAGGACGGUGUAUUGAAGACUAUGUCUGGAAGCUUCUACUUUGUGAUUGUUGGUCACCAUGAUAACCCUGUGUUUGAAAUGGAGUUUUUGCCGGCUGGAAAAGCAGAGUCCAAAGAUGACCACCGGCACCUGAAUCAGUUCAUCGCCCACGCCGCUCUCGACCUCGUCGACGAGAACCUGUGGCUGUCCAACAACAUGUACCUGAAAACCGUGGACAGGUUCAACGAGUGGUACAUCUCGGCAUUUGUGACGGCCGGCCAUAUGAGAUUCAUCAUGCUCCACGACACGAAGCAAGAAGAUGGGAUAAAGAACUUCUUCACGGAUGUCUAUGAACUGUACAUAAAGUUUGCCAUGAAUCCGUUUUAUGAACCCAACUCUCCCAUUCGAUCCAGCGCAUUUGACAGAAAAGUUCAGUCUCUUGGGAAGAAGCACCUUGUGAGCUGAGCGGGGAGCAAGCCAUCCUGACAUGGACAGCAUUGCCACACCGGUGGCCUCAGGAAGGUGGGCGUUGUAAGUCAUGUGAUUAAAUCCCCUGGGAGACGGUUCUCUGUGGUAGUCUGUUUCCUAACCCUCACGGAACUAUGCUUCUAUUUAGCGUAUUGCAUUUCCUGUCACUGAGCAGCCAAUCAGGAUUUCCUUGUCAAUGAUAUUUUGCUAAGAGUACUUUAUCGAUCAGAUUAAAGUACCUGAAAAAUUAAGAGUUAACGCCUUUUUAAACAUCAAGAAUAAGCUUUUGACUUACCAAAAGCAAAUAAAAUAGCUCCAUCUUGAUUUAACAACUCCCAAACAAACGUCAGAGACAAGAUGUGAUACAGAGUCCAAAGGAAAAGCUUCCCCCGUAGGGAGGGAAGCAGACGCAGACGUCUGGCACCCCUGGGGGCUGAUGUGCACCUGGGAUGAUGAUGCGGAAGCAUGGUGGCCGUGUGCAAAGCAUUCCCCACCAAGCCAACUUCAGAGGCUGUUGUGAAGUUUGGUGUCCAGUGUCACCUGCCUGCUGUUUGUCCUGAAUAAGACCAAGAUCGUGCUAUAAAUCUAGAACGCUGGCUCCUUGUUUGUGGGUGCUUUUACCACUUUAUACUUACAUCAUCUCUCUAGGAUUUUCUAUCCCACAGACAAUGAGCUAAGGAUUGAGAGAACCUGUUAGUUGCUCUGCCAGUUAAAUUAGGCAGGUAUUUUAGAGCUGCAAAGAUUGGACUCCGUGUAUGGAUUGAGAUAACAGUUGUAUGAGCCCCUAAUAAAAUGUUUAAAAAGAGAAAAAA
This is a messenger RNA of Echinops telfairi (small Madagascar hedgehog), 3082 nucleotides long. RefSeq names its product trafficking protein particle complex subunit 2-like. The transcript is spliced from 2 exons. Lineage: Eukaryota; Metazoa; Chordata; Mammalia; Afrosoricida; Tenrecidae. Gene Ontology annotation, cellular component: TRAPP complex; cytoplasm; nucleus. Bases 1845 to 2267 code for a protein of 140 amino acids. Gene Ontology annotation, biological process: endoplasmic reticulum to Golgi vesicle-mediated transport. The record is from RefSeq and is a predicted model, not a curated record.